AGACAUUCACCUUUCAUUUUCUUCACUCAUUCGGCUUCUCAAUAAUUUCUCUCUCUACCAAUAAUUUAUCUCUCUAUCAUUUUUCCAAUUAUAUUCCAUGCCAUUUCUUCACAUUUUUAAUUCGUGCACAACUUUAUCUCUUUAGAGGAUUUCAUACCAAUCCUUCAUAACUUUAUCUCUCUACCUCUUUUCAUCAUAAAUUCCCACAAUGGUAAUUCCUAUUUCUGCUGCUUCUAAAUGGUCCGAAUUGAAUAAAGUUAACCCUAUAAAGAUGGAUUGAAAUUUAUAACUCUAUGUCAUACGAGUGUAUCACGAUCCACCAAGUGAGCAGUUUGGAGAGACUUUGGAACUAGCUUUUGAAGACAGAAAGGGUGACAAUUUACAUUGAAUUAUAAAACCUCCAUAUAUCAAAAAAGAAAGGAAAUCCUCAAACCUGCUGGCAAGGAUAGAUGCCUUGCUACUUUUGGCUUUCAAUUUGUUAUAGAUUAGAUCAAGCGGAAAAGAGACUACUAUUUGUGAUCAAGGAAAUACACCCUGUGCAGAAUAUUAUUGGAACAAAGAUGAAGAAUUACCGAGUGCUUUGUGUCGUUUUGAAGUCCAAUAGUGUGUUGUUAGCUUCUUUCAAUAAUGCAUUUCCUUUUUUUAAAGGUUUUGAUAAUGACAAAAGGGUGACAAAACAUCAUCAUCAUAUUGUGCAUCAAGGCUAAGAAUCAAAGCUACAACAAGUUCAUAUCCGUCCGUGAAGAAGGGACUUGAGCAUCGGUGGAAGGAACGAGACCGAAGAGAUUGUUUCCUUAGUUGAGUAGUGUUUUAGGUCUUAGAUUAUGUGUUAAAGAGUAUGGCAUCUCUAAAGUUCAUUCCCUUAUCAUCAUACCUUUAAAACACAUUUUAGAUCAGCCUUUGUGUGGGGGAGUUGCCUUUCUAUUCGAAUAAUCUUUAGUUUAUUCG
Messenger RNA from Cuscuta campestris, 948 nucleotides. NCBI's taxonomy places the organism in Eukaryota, Viridiplantae, Streptophyta, Magnoliopsida, Solanales, Convolvulaceae. The record is from the annotation of a GenBank genome assembly.